AUGUAUUGUGUGAAAAGUACGCUCUCGGUAAUCAAGUCGAUCUUUAUCCCCUUACCUACCUACGGUCAGGAGUGGUGGAUGAUGACUGAAAAGCUUCGAACGCAGGUACAAGCUGCUGAAGGGAGCUUUUUGAGACAAGUCGCUCGCCUGAGACGUCUCAACAUUGUCCGGAAUAUUGAUAUCCUGAAAAGCCUUGGCAUACAGCUUUUGCUUCUCCAGAUUGAGAAGUCACAGCUGCGAUGCUUUGGACAUUUUUUGCGAAUGCCUCCAGAAAGGAAGGGUACUUGCCAAACCGACCGGCAGAAGGCGCAUGGGACAGCCCAGUUUAUCCUGGUGAAAAUAUAUAGAUGGAGUCUGUUCCACACUCCUGUUAUCUUCUGGCAAAACUCAGAAUCUGGCGCAGGAUCGGUAUCGUUGGAAGCACUGUCUGACGCGUCUGCCUUCGCUUUCCGAAAAGAGAAGCGGCCAUGGAAGAUGAAGAUCGACUUGCCGUUGUUAGGCAUCGUGGUUGAGUAUAAACCGUUUGCUGCAGGCCAUGAGUUUCUCGCGUGGGAAGUGAGGGGCGGCAGACAUGAAUGA
Molecule: messenger RNA, 579 nt
Organism: Soboliphyme baturini
Lineage: Eukaryota; Metazoa; Nematoda; Enoplea; Dioctophymatida; Soboliphymatidae
Source: the annotation of a GenBank genome assembly